AUGGUCUUACUUCGUUCUACACCCCUUCUUGCUCGAACAGCUCUGCGCUCUUCUCGACCAUUAGCGUUCGGUAUGGGAUCAGCUAUGAGAGGUUACGCUACUCCCGCAGGAAUCGAGAGGAUCAAAGUCAAGAACCCGGUAGUUGAAAUUGAUGGUGAUGAGAUGACCAGGAUCAUUUGGAAGAAAAUUAGAGAGGAGCUCAUUUUACCUUAUGUCGACGUUGAUUUGAAGUACUAUGAUCUGGGUAUGGAGAACAGAGACGCUACAAACGAUCAAGUAACAGUUGAUUCAGCCGAAGCUAUCAAGAAGUAUUCCGUCGGAGUAAAAUGUGCUACCAUCACUCCUGAUGAAGCCAGAGUGAAGGAAUUCAACCUCAAAGAAAUGUGGAGAAGUCCAAACGGAACUAUUCGAAAUAUCCUGGGUGGUACUGUAUUCAGAGAACCUAUCAUUCUUGACAAAAUCCCUAAACCAGUACCAGGCUGGACAAAACCUAUCGUCAUUGGAAGACAUGCUUUCGGAGAUCAAUAUCGAUCAACAGAUUUCAUCUCUCCAGGUCCAGGAAAACUCACCCUCACUUACACCCCUGCAGACGGAGGUAAAGCAACCGAGAUGACCGUAUAUGACUUCAAAGGAAAGGGUGUAGCUUUAGCAAUGUAUAACACCGAUGAGUCAAUCUACGGAUUCGCUCAUGCGAGCUUCAAAAUGGCCUUGAGCAAAGAGAUGCCCUUAUUCAUGUCUACCAAGAACACAAUUCUGAAGAAAUACGAUGGUCGAUUCAAGGAUAUCUUCCAAGAGGUAUAUGAGUCGACUUACCAAGCCGACUUUGAGAAAGCUGGUCUUUAUUACGAACACAGAUUAAUCGAUGACAUGGUCGCUCAAGCUAUCAAAUCAUCAGGCGGAUUCGUCUGGGCAUGUAAAAACUACGAUGGAGAUGUCAUGAGUGAUAUCCUCGCACAAGGAUUUGGUUCUUUGGGAAUGAUGACUUCUGAGCUCAUCACACCUGAUGGAAAGACUAUGGAGGCAGAGGCUGCUCACGGAACAGUCACUCGACAUUAUAGACAAUACCAAAAAGGAGAAGAGACUUCCACAAACCCCGUAGCGUCAAUCUUCGCAUGGACUCGUGGUUUGGCUUUCAGGGCAAAACUAGAUGAUACGCCUGCACUUGGUGAAUUUGCGAAAUCACUCGAGGAAGCUUGUGUUGAAGUUAUUGACAAAGACAAUAUCAUGACAAAAGACCUUGCAUUAGCAAUGAAAGGGAAAGCUAUGGGAAGAUCGGACUGGGUCACAACAGAUGUGUACAUGAAGAAAGUGGAAGAGAGGUUAAUCGAGAAGCUUAAGGCUAGAAUAUAA
This is a messenger RNA of Kwoniella shivajii, 1350 nucleotides long. RefSeq names its product isocitrate dehydrogenase [NADP], mitochondrial. Gene Ontology annotation, molecular function: NAD binding; magnesium ion binding; isocitrate dehydrogenase (NADP+) activity. The record is from RefSeq and is a predicted model, not a curated record. Lineage: Eukaryota; Fungi; Basidiomycota; Tremellomycetes; Tremellales; Cryptococcaceae. The coding region runs from base 1 to 1350 and encodes 449 amino acids. Gene Ontology annotation, biological process: isocitrate metabolic process; NADP+ metabolic process. The transcript is spliced from 10 exons. Gene Ontology annotation, cellular component: mitochondrion.